Molecule: messenger RNA, 1207 nt
Organism: Guillardia theta CCMP2712
Lineage: Eukaryota; Cryptophyceae; Pyrenomonadales; Geminigeraceae
Exons: 2
Coding region: 90-1148 (352 amino acids)
Biological process (GO): proteolysis
Cellular component (GO): membrane
Molecular function (GO): serine-type endopeptidase activity
Source: RefSeq, a predicted model, not a curated record
GAAGCAGCACCAGAGAGCAGUAGGAGGAGGCAGAUGACAGCGAGCGUCUUGUUGUGAGUUCUCUUCGUCUACAGUGUUAGCAAGGGAAGAUGCCUAUUCGAACUAUGGAUGAUAUCCGCAAAGAGCGGGAAGCAACUGGUGGUACUGGGCAAGCCAGUUUCGUCAGCCCCACGCCAAACCCAUGGGCAGGAGGAGCAGGAGCAGGAGGUGGUGGAAUGGGGGCUGCUGGUGGAAACUACACCACGGCAGGGGGGUAUACUCCCAUCCCUGACCAGUACAGCAUGGGCGGUGUGGGCGCCAGUGAAGUGUUUAUAGAUGCAUGUGGUGAAACCGUUCCCGUUUCAUCGCUAUCUCCCUGGCAGCUACCGAUGGCUAUGUGUUGUCCUUGCUGCCUCGGGAACCCAUGCUCGGAGAAUCGUCAGAAAUGGUACCUAUCGCAGCUACAGACUUUCAUCGGAAUUAUCACCAUGUUACAAGUACUUGUCUUCGUAAUCGAAGUGGCGCUCAGCAACAGCUGGUCAGCUAUCCUUGAUGUCCCCAGCCCUGUCUUGGCAGUGAUGGGAGGGAAAGUUGCUCCUCUGAUUGCUGCUGGAGAGUAUUGGCGCCUUAUCACGCCAAUAAUGCUACAUGCUGGCCUUUUCCACUUGCUCAUCAACGCUUUCACGCAGUGCAUGUUCGGAAUUCAGCUUGAGCGUGAGUGGGGAGCAGCUCAGAUUGCAAUUAUCUACGUUUGCGCAGGAAUUUACGGAAAUAUCUUGUCCGUGCUGUUUGCUCCGCAGGCGCUGUCCAUUGGAUGCUCUGGUGCUAUCUUCGGCUUGUUUGGAGCACAAGUGGCAUACAUCACUGGUAUGUGGAGGCAGCUGGGAGAUCUGCAGAAGAAGAUGUUGAUUCUCUCACUUUCGCUUUCUUUCAUCUUUAUCUUUGUCUUUUCCUUCUCUGUUGGUGUUGACAUGUCUGCGCACAUGGGAGGAUUUGUAGCGGGCAUGGUCAUGGGCUUGGGUUACUUUUCGCACUUGUGGCAUGAGGACAAUUUCUGGUAUCAAUAUGGAAAGGUGAUUGCGUUCUGCACAGUACUUUUCACAAGCUUGAUCGCCAUCGUCUACUUCUUCCACAACGAAGAGUUGGGGUAUGGAAAGGAUGGAUUUUAGAACAGUGAUAGAUUCAACAUUUAUCUUUACGAUGCUUGGAAUAAACUUGUCAAGAAAGC